UAUUAAUAUAGAAGAAAGUUCUAAUAGUAAUAUGAAUAAAAAUUUGAAUGCUGAUACAAACGAAGGUUUAAAUACCAAUAUAGAAGAAAUCAAUUUAAUUAAUGAUAAAGAUAGUCAGAUUAAUGGAGACGAAUAUAAUCGUAAUAGUGAAAAUGAAGACAAUCAUAUUAAUGAAGACAAUUAUAUUAAUGAAGAUGAAUAUAAUUAUAUUAAUGAAGACGCUGAUAAUUAUGCUAGUGAAAAUGAAGAUCAGUUUUUUAGUAAUGACGAUGAUUAUUAUAACUUGAAAGAAAUCGACUAC
Messenger RNA from Racocetra fulgida, 301 nucleotides. NCBI's taxonomy places the organism in Eukaryota, Fungi, Glomeromycota, Glomeromycetes, Diversisporales, Gigasporaceae. The record is from the annotation of a GenBank genome assembly.